AAAAAUAAAUAAUCACAUGCACCAUUGCAACACAUUUGCCAGUUCUGUGCAAUGAAUAUUUUCUACAAUAAAUCCGGUUUCAGAGGGGUGGCCAUUGAGUCAUCCAGCAGAGGAUAUUAGCACAAUGGGAUUCUUGUUCACCCCACAACAUGAUUGGUCAGGAGAAAGGUUUACAGCUCCGAUUGCAGUGUCUGUGAGGGGGAAUAAAUACCCCCAAAUCCACUGGGAGACCGAAGACCUCUCGUUCAGAAGUGACCAGAGGUUUUCUGUGUUUUUUUUUUUAAAUCUUUUUCUUUGUUUUGUGUAGUGCCACAGCAAGCAGGAAACAUGGUCAGCCGAUUUGAACACCCAGCUGGUGGCUACAAGAAGAUUUUUGAGACAUGUGAGGAGCUGUCUGAGCCUCUUCCAGCAACAGUCACAGGAAGGAUUCCCUCAUUCCUGAAGGGAAGUCUUCUUCGUCUGGGACCUGGACUUUUUGAGGUUGGAGAUGAACCGUUCUAUCACCUCUUUGAUGGCCAGGCCCUCAUGCACAAAUUCGACUUCAAGAACGGCCAGGUCACUUAUUUCCGAAAGUUUGUCAGAACAGAUGCGUAUGUGAGAGCCAUCACAGAGAAGCGUGUGGUGAUCACUGAGUUCGGCACUUUUGCAUACCCUGAUCCCUGCAAAAACAUUUUCUCCAGGUUUUUCUCUUACUUCAAGGGCGUUGAGGUCACAGACAACUGCCUGGUGAACGUUUACCCUGUUGGUGAGGAUUUUUAUGCCGUAACAGAAACCAACUACAUCACUAAAGUAAACACCGACACCUUGGAGACACUGAAGAAGGUUGAUAUGUGCAACUAUGUCAACAUUAAUGGAGUAACAGCCCACCCUCAUAUUGAGAGAGAUGGGACCGUGUACAACAUUGGAAACUGCAUGGGAAAAGGAGCAACACUGGCCUACAACAUUGUCAGGAUUCCACCCACACAGAAAGAUAAAUCUGAUCCAAUUGAGAAGUCCAAGGUGGUGGUGCAGUUCCCCAGUGCUGAGAGGUUCAAGCCUUCCUAUGUGCACAGCUUUGGCAUGUCAGACAACUACUUUGUCUUUGUGGAGACUCCAGUGAAAAUCAACCUGCUGAAAUUCCUGAGCGCGUGGAGCAUCCGAGGCUCCAACUACAUGGACUGCUUCGAGUCCAACGAGAGCCAAGGAACCUUGUUUCACAUUGCCAAGAAAGACCCAGGAGAGUACAUUGAUCACAAGUUCAAAGGGGCAGCCAUUGGCAUGUUUCAUCACAUCAACACUUUCGAGGACCAAGGCUUCAUCGUUGUUGACCUUUGCGCAUGGAAAGGUUUUGAGUUUGUUUACAACUACCUCUGGUUGGCCAACCUGAGAGCCAACUGGGAGGAGGUGAAGAAGGCGGCCAUGAUGGCACCACAGCCGGAGGUCCGCAGAUAUGUUAUUCCCUUGGACAUCCACAAGGAGGAGCAGGGUAAGAACCUUGUCAGCCUGCCAUACACCACAGCUACAGCGGUGGUGCACGCUGAUGGAACGAUCUGGCUGGAACCAGAGGUGCUGUUCUCUGGGCCUCGCCAAGCCUUUGAGUUCCCUCAGAUCAACUAUGAGAGGUAUGCAGGGAAGAAUUACACUUAUGCCUAUGGGCUGGGUCUCAACCAUUUCAUCCCAGACAGGAUCUGCAAGCUGAAUGUGAAGACCAAGGAGACCUGGGUAUGGCAAGAACCAGACUCCUACCCGUCAGAGCCCCUGUUUGUUCAAACUCCCGAUGGGGUAGAUGAGGAUGAUGGAGUACUGCUGACCAUUGUGGUAGCUCCUGGAUCCCAGAGACCAGGAUACCUCCUCAUCCUCAAUGCCAAGGAUCUGUCUGAGAUCGCUAGGGCGGAAGUGGAGUGCAGCAUUCCUGUCACCUUUCAUGGGAUGUACAAACCCUAAUGAUGCAUUUCCCAGGGCUGUCAACAGCAAGCGGUCAUUUCAGCAUAAUCUACUGCCACUCAGGUUUAAAAACAGGACAAAUCAUGACUAAAUGUUAUCAUCUUGUCAAGAAAAACAAAUGUUUAUCAGCCAAAAUUGUUUGUGUGCUCUUAUAUGCAGCCAAUUGAAAUACAAUUAUGUGAAUUUACAUUCUUUUUUGAGUGUAGUUGCUCUGUCCCAACUCUAUAUUGUUGGCAUUGGUUUAAUUAGAAAAAAAUACAUAUUUGUUCACACACUGUGAAAUUUUAAUGGUUGGAAAAAUAAAUUC
Molecule: messenger RNA, 2230 nt
Organism: Scatophagus argus
Lineage: Eukaryota; Metazoa; Chordata; Actinopteri; Scatophagidae
Gene: rpe65a
Product: retinoid isomerohydrolase RPE65 a
Exons: 14
Coding region: 328-1923 (531 amino acids)
Biological process (GO): zeaxanthin biosynthetic process; retinal metabolic process
Molecular function (GO): all-trans-retinyl-ester hydrolase, 11-cis retinol forming activity; beta-carotene 15,15'-dioxygenase activity; retinol isomerase activity
Source: RefSeq, a predicted model, not a curated record